CACAAGAAAAAAGAGAGGAGUAAACAUUUGGAGCUCCAAUCAUUUUUCCAAGAAAGAGGAUAGAGGUUGAAGAGAGAGAAAGAGAAAGUUGGGUUUCUCUUCCUCUACUCUUUGAGCAACUCUGGAUCCAAAGAGAUGGAAUGUACACUCUGGGUAUAACUCUUUAUCUCCUGCUGGUUACUGUAUCCACUGCAAUCAUCUUAUCCAUCAAGGCCAUCAAUCAUCAAAUAUUUUAAACUUUACGACUUUGGCUAAAGUAACAAUUCUUCUGUUUAUGAAAUGCUAAAAGACUAUGAAUACAGUGAAAAAGAGCAAUUCUCCGGAAGGAUCACUGAGUUCCUCUCAUGCUUCUUCUUCAAGUGAAUUCUCCUACAUUCAAACAGGAAUAAUCAAUUCUUCCAGUCUACAAACUGGCCUUCAGUUUAACCACCCAAACUUAAUUCAAGAACCCGAAAUGAGAAGUCCUCUAUCAAAUGUCCCUCAUCCUCAAUGUUCAGAAAACCCUUUUUCUCGUUCUUCUACAUUUUGUACCAGAUUAUUUUUAUCAUCUCCUUCAAGCUCAAUGACCUGUAGACAACUAAAAAACUUGCCUUUCCUUCCUCAUCCACCAAAAAGUGAGCAACUUGUUUCAGCAGUUCAAUGUUCAAGCUCACCGUCGCUCUUUAGUGGAGAUAUGUGUGAUGUACACACUGAGGGUGAGCAUUCGGAUGAUUUGAUGAAAGAUUUUCUUAAUUUGUCUGGAGAUGGUUCAGAUGGCAAUUUCCACCAAGAGAAUCAUGAGAACAGUUCAACAAUCAAUGAGCAAAUGGAUUUACAAUUUUUAUCUGAACAACUUGGCAUAGAAAUGGCAGACAAUGGUGAAAGUCCUUGCUUGGAUGAUUUAUAUGAUGUACCUCAAGUAUCCUGUGUUCCACCUUCCACAUCUGAAAGCAAUCAGAAUAAUCAACAAUUAAGCCCUCCUGUUAAAGUUCAGCUUCAUCCAACUCUCUCCACUUCUUCAGCACCAGCUGCAAAUAAACAGAGAUUGAGAUGGACUUUAGAACUCCAUGAGCGCUUUGUCGAAGCUGUGAACAAGUUGGAUGGUGCCGAGAAGGCAACUCCGAAAGGUGUACUAAAGCUAAUGAAUGUUGAAGGUUUAACCAUUUAUCAUGUGAAAAGCCACUUACAGAAAUAUAGACUUGCCAAGUAUCUUCCCGAGACAAAAGAAGGCAAAAGGACUUCGAGUUCUGAAGAAAAGAAGGAACCAUUGGUUAGCAAUAAAAAUGAAAGCUUUGAUCGGAACAAACAUGUAACAGAGGCUCUAAGGCUACAGAUAGAGGUUCAGAAACAGUUACAUGAGCAGCUUGAGGUCCAAAGGAAACUUCAACUGCGCAUAGAAGAGCACGCGAGCUUCCUUCAGAAGAUUCUAGAACAACAACAAAAAUCAAGUAACUCUUUCAUCUCCUCAAAACCUGCACAAAGCCAAGAAGUGCAGCCUGAGUCAUCUGAUGACACUUCAGUAGAGCAAGCCGAAUCAAAAGAUGGCUCCAUUUCGUCGCGCAGCGGUCAAAAGCGUAAAGCCAUUGAUUUGGAAAGUGAUUCCGUAUCUUCGGAGAAGAGACAAUGUGUGAAGUUGGAUGAAAAGCUUGAAGGUGUUUCCUCAACGUUGUAAUUGUAAUCCUAUCUGUAGUUCUUUGUAUAUGAAUCUAUCUGGCACUGUUCCAUUGGAUGUGUUUAUUAGGGUAUAAUUAUUUUUAGUUUAUCUUGUAACAAAAAUCAUAUUGAAAUUCAAAUUUGUGUCAUUUGAUUGCA
Molecule: messenger RNA, 1791 nt
Organism: Asparagus officinalis (garden asparagus)
Lineage: Eukaryota; Viridiplantae; Streptophyta; Magnoliopsida; Asparagales; Asparagaceae
Product: protein PHOSPHATE STARVATION RESPONSE 3
Exons: 8
Coding region: 293-1651 (452 amino acids)
Molecular function (GO): DNA binding; DNA-binding transcription factor activity
Source: RefSeq, a predicted model, not a curated record